This is a messenger RNA of Suillus bovinus, 2153 nucleotides long. RefSeq lists its product as uncharacterized. The transcript has 3 exons. Bases 48 to 2084 code for a protein of 678 amino acids. The record is from RefSeq and is a predicted model, not a curated record. NCBI's taxonomy places the organism in Eukaryota, Fungi, Basidiomycota, Agaricomycetes, Boletales, Suillaceae.
UGAUUUGCUUCGGUCGGAGUUAGUAAUAAUCUCUGAUUAUGUAAUUUAUGCCUCAUGGUCACUGUUUCUCCCCGGACGACGACGACAAGAACAUUGUCGGUGCCAUUCGACGCGUUCCCUAUGCCAGUCACUCAUUUGAUUGUCUGCUCAAGUUUCACCACUCGCUCUCAUCAUCCCACGUCCAAAUAUUCCCAGACCGCGUCUUCCAACAAGUUUCUUUCGUUUCUUCUGCUCCACGAACUCCUUCUCGUAGCCCAGUCGCGUCUCAUAUUUUCAUUUCGCCCCCAGCUCCCAAUAGGAACAGUUGUGAUUCAUGGAAUAGCUCAAACUAUGAUUUUGACGACCCUAACUUAGACUGGAAGGAAGAUGAAGUUAGGUUACUUGGCAGGACCUUGGAUGCUCUACCUUCUCAUCUUAUCACACCUUUCAACGGCUCAAUUCCGCCUCCGAACCUUCUUGACAAGAUUGCACGUGGUAUCACUGCUGCCAAAGGCCCAAAUGACUGGCCCCAUUCCGUCACCGCGACGCGUGCUAAAUUGCUCGACCUGGCCCGCGCAAGAGCAAUGGAGGAGCGGAGAAAGUCCAUCAUUGAUGAGGACGUCAUCUUUCUCAGCGGCAAUGUACAUCGUCCAGCAGAUAUGAGCAAAUGUGCUGAGCGCAACGAUACUUCACCAGACGUACUUCAACCUACCACAAACACUCCUAAGCGCCACCCACUAUACAGGCAGUCCAGUAUGGAUUUCAUGACUGACGCAAAAGCUGACCAUAACGAGAGCAUCGCUCGCCUCUCGCACCGUCUCCAACGACACGAGCACACUUUCCACCACCCGUACUUACGUCCUGCUCACUUGCGUCGCCCAAUGGAACAUUCCUUUACUCCCUCGACACCCAGCUCAUCAACGCUCAAUGCCUCCCAGAGCAAUAUACGAAAGUCCACUGCGUCUUCAAAUUCAAAUUCUACCUUUGGCACUCCCAUUUCCUCAUCGGCGCCUCUCCGUCCUUCCUCCCUGCGCAGAUCGUCCACGUUGACCCUCGCGAGCUCUUGCGAUAUGCGCGUAGAUCCGGAAGGUGAUGGCGAGAAUCUAUUCAAGACUGCCGAAUUUCGCCGUAGCGGAGGGUAUCCUGACGCAGCUAUCGUUGGUGUAAAGGUAAAGAAAGUCCCUACGCAGCCUACUAGUCCAAGGACACCGUCAACAAAGAAUGCUAAGACGUCCUAUUCAAAAACAAAACCUAAAGUCCUCGCUCUAUCCGUAAUCUCCCCGCCAAAGACACCUCCAUCCAAACCUCGAGUGCUACCCACUACCUCAAUCAAAGCAGCCACGCCCAUCAAGCAGCCUAAAUUUCGCAAGGGACACAUGCCUUCCCUAUCCAUCUCCUCCGACGAAGAGGAGACAGCACGUUCUCAACGUGCGAAGAAGCCCCGUACGAGUGAACCUUCGUGGUCGCUAAUCGCCUCCUCAGACACACAUGCACGACAGACCCUGCCAGUUUUGGCACCAACGCAAAUUACUACUACAUCGUCUGUGCACAAGGAUCAGGCUAAAAAACGCGAAUCUGGGCGAAGUGCUUUUUCACUGCCCAAAGCUUCCUCUAGCUCGUCGGAGAACGACAACGAAUUUUCGACGGCGAGUGUGGAGACUGCUGCAACAACCGUUUCGCUCUCUACACCUGCCUUGCCAGUGUCUAUGCCAAAGGCAAAACCCAAGCCAAAGGAGACGGUGGAACCGAAGGCAACGACGAAGCUAAAGCCCAUCCGCCGCAACCUGAUGCGCAACCCCUCGAUGUUUGGUCCUGAACUCCCGUGUCCACAGGCAACUCCAUCGCCUCCGUCGCGUAUCCCGCUGUCAUCUCCUAUCGGAUCUCCUGUUGCAGUAUCCCGUGCGUCUCCCGUGACUGCAUCUCCGAGUACGCCUUCGAUGUCCCCAAGAACACCUGCUACACCUCUGCUCGCUACCCAGACACGUCCACGCACGCUUCGCCGUGCUGCUCGUAGGAUCUCGUUUGGGAGCCUGAGAGCUGCGAGUCCUGUUUUGUCUGGCGAGAGUGGGGUGGUCACGCUUGGGAGUGCGUUUCAGCUUGCUUGAUUUCACUUUCAAUGGUCUAGUGUGAGCGGUGCUCACAGACAUUCAUCUUAUCUUAUCUUCGAUGCUUCA